AUGCCCUCCCUGCUGCUCUCCCUGCUGCUGCUCUGCCUCUGCCCCACGGCCCACUCUGCCAGGUGUCCCAAGCCCUGUGUGUGCGACCAGAUCCGCCUCACCGUGGCCUGUGCCAACAAGAAUCUCACCCAGGUCCCGCCCGCCAUAGACGAGAUCACAGUGAAGUUGGAUCUCCGUAGCAACGACAUCCAGGAGCUGCCCACCGGGGCCUUCAAACACACCCCGUACCUCACCCACCUGUCCCUGCAGCGGAGCAACGUCCGCAGGGUUCGGGAGGGGGCUUUCCGGGGCCUGGGACGCCUGGUCUUUCUCAACCUGGCAAAUAACAACAUCGACAUCCUCUAUCAGGAGUCCUUUGAUGGACUGUCCUCCCUGAAGCAGCUCAUGUUGGAUCGGAACCGCAUCGAGGAGAUCCAGCCCGGGGCCUUCUCUCAGCUGGGCCUCCUCAACCUGCUCUCCCUCACCCACAACCAGCUGGUGUACCUGCCCAACAUGGUCUUCCAGGGUCUGCAGAACAUCAAGCUGCUGCGUCUCAGCCACAACGCCCUCAACUACCUGGACACAGAGGCCUUUGCCGGUCUCUUCAGCCUCACACGCCUCAGUCUGGACCACAACGAGCUGCAGUUCUUCCCCACUGACACCAUGACGCGACUUUCGGAGGUGACCCGGCUGGAGCUGAGCCAUAACCCCAUGACGUACCUGGGGGAGGAGAGCGUGUCCAUGGCCAAGCUGACCCACCUGUUCCUGGACCACAUGUCUCUGCAGGACAUGUCCCACAGCGCCGUCUCCAAGUGCCCCAGCCUCGUGCACCUGGACCUGAGCCACAACCAGCUCAGGGUCCUCCAGCCCCUCUCCCCCGGGACGCCCAGCCUGGCCCGGGUCAGCCUGGCAGGGAACCCCAUCUACUGCAACUGCUACCUGCGCUCCUUACGGGAGUGGGCCGUGGGGAGGAAGGUGCGGCUGCUGGGGUCCUGCGGGGGUCCGGCUCAUCUCUCUGGGGAGCCCCUGGACAACAUGACCCCCUCCGAGCUGCGCUGCCAGAGCCACGACGCCAUGUUGAAGGCCGAGUACGAGGAGGCCACGAGGAACACACCGCCCCCCGCCCCCCCGACGGACACACACAUCAAGUGUCCAGACAACUGUGUGUGUCAGGCGGAGACGCAGCACUCCACGUGUGAGAACCGAGGCCUGUCCAAGAUCCCCCGAGGCUUCGACCCUGGCUCCCGGCUCCUGGACCUCAGAGGGAACAACUUCCACUACGUCCCGAGCGGCAGUUUCCCGGGCGUGUCCCAGGCCGUGUCCUUGCACCUGCAGCGCUGUCACAUCGUGGACGUGGAGGACGGGGCCUUCAGCGGCAUGAGGGGCCUGGUCUACCUGUACCUGUCCCAGAACCAGCUCUCCUCCCUCAGUCCGGACGCGUUCAAAGGUUUGCCUCAGCUGACGUACCUCCACCUGGAGCAGAACCGCUUCAGCCUGGUCCCUGCAGGGGCCUUCAGGCUCCUGCCCGGGCUCCUGGCGCUUCACCUGGAGAACAACAGCAUCAGUGCUCUGGGGGCCGGGGCCCUCAGCGGAGCAGACAGCCUCAGAUCGCUGUACCUGAGCGGGAACAGUAUCCAGCACGUGGCCCCUGGAGCCCUGGAGCCCACCCCAGACCUGGACACUCUUCACCUCGGGGCCAACCAGCUGAAGGAGGUGCCCACAGACGCGCUGAGCGCAGUGGGGGGCCUCCGGGAGCUGCGCCUCACAGGGAACCCCAUCCUGUGGGUGGGGCCCCAGGCCUUCAGACCAGUGCAGAGGACUCUGAAGGAGCUUUACCUGAACAACAUGGGGCUGGAGAGGAUGUCCCCUGACUCUCUCUCAGGCCUGGCCCCGGGUCUGAGGAGCCUGUUCCUGGAGGGGAACCUCCUGGAGGAGGUGCCAGACUUCCGGAGCUUUAGGUCCCUGGAGGUCAUUAACCUGGCGGAGAACCCCCUGAUGUGUGACUGCCCCCUGCUGGCGCUGCGCAUGUGGAUUGAGAAGGUGAACCUGAGAGUGAGAGCCACCUGUGCUAACCCGCCCGAGGUGAGGGGCCGCUGGGUGAAGGACGUCCACACCUUCCACUCCUGUCCCGGGGGAGAGAGCCUUCCCCCUGCCCCCCCCACCACCACCCAGUCCCCCCGCCCGCCUAAAGCCACCAAGCCCAAGCCCACACACCUCAACCGAAAGAGGCAGGCCAAGAUGCCCCCAACCAAGACCAGGACCAAGACUAAGACCAGGACCGGCCCCAGAGACGUGAAGAAGGCGGUCUGA
Knipowitschia caucasica is the source of this 2289-nucleotide messenger RNA. The record is from the annotation of a GenBank genome assembly. NCBI's taxonomy places the organism in Eukaryota, Metazoa, Chordata, Actinopteri, Gobiiformes, Gobiidae.